AUGUAUUCGAAACAAAUCUGCUUUAUAUUAAAUAAUAUUACUGAAUAUAAUUUAAAAAGUCAAGUUAAUGAAAUCAUUACUAUUAUGUCACAUGAUUUAUUCGAUGAACCAAGUCAACAUAAUGUAUACUUUAAAUUUAUAAUAAUGAUUUCAGAAUAUUAUACAAAUUUUGAAACAGUUCUAUUAGAAAUUUUAACAAAAGAAAUUGAUUAUUUAAUAAAAUUAUCAAAUCUUAAUGUUUCUAAUGGUAAAAUAUUAAAAUAUUUUGGUAGAUUUUUAGGUCGUUUAACAAUUGCACGAGAUAUUCCUUUACAAAUAAAUAUCAAAUCAUUAAUUUAUACAACUUUUAAAUAUAAAACCUAAUUCAUUAGAUUAUAUUGUAUCAUUUAUUUCGGAAUUAUUAAAAAAUAUAAAAUAUAGUAAUCAAAUAAAACCAUCCAAUCCAUGGGUGAAUGAAAUAUUACAAAUCAUGAAAGAAUUAUAUUAUAUCACUGAUAAAUUAACUAUACAAUUUGAAAUUGAAUUAUUGUUUAACUUUUAGAAUGUGAUUUUAAUGAAUGGAAAUCUGCUUAUUAUCUUAGACGGUUUAUUGAAAAUGAGAACAAGGAAUAAAAUAAACAAACAAUCAUCUAACUAGAUUGACGCUAGAUUUGAUAUAUAUAUGUAAUGGUCUUCUUGUCCGGAAUACUACUACUACUACUACUAUUAUUAUUAUUAUUAUUAUUAUUAAUAACAAUAAUAAUAAUUAUUAUUAUUAUCAACAAGUGAAUACAAAAAUAUUGAUUAUUAUUUUAAAUAAUCCAAUGAACAAUUAAUUAAUAUUUUUGUUUUUGUUUUAAUUUGUUGUUGUUUUCUUUCCUUAAAG
Messenger RNA from Schistosoma mattheei, 865 nucleotides. Lineage: Eukaryota; Metazoa; Platyhelminthes; Trematoda; Strigeidida; Schistosomatidae. The record is from the annotation of a GenBank genome assembly.